AUGACUGUCACAGCAUAUAAGCUGUCGUUUCGUGCUUUUAUUUUGCAGCCUGGUGAACGGAUAUCCAUUUCAAUAACAUGGACACCUCUGGAAGGUGGCAAAGUUCGAGAACUCAUAACCUUCAUUGUAAAUGAUGUUGUUAAACAUCAAGCAGUUUUGCUGGGCGUUGCAGAGCAGCCCCUAAAGAAAAAGAAGUGUCUUUGGGAUACUAUUAAAAAGAGAACUCCUGCACUCCAAUCACGAUGUAAGAAAAGACUGCCCAUCAUUAAAAAUGUUAAUGCAACUUUUCAGAUGUCUGAAAAAACAGAUAGAGGCAGAAGCCCUCUUCAGUCCUGUGAGAACUUGGAAAUGAAGAGAGAGAGCAUUUCAUCUAAUGGGGAUUCCCCAAUCCUCUUGGAAAAUAAGAUUUCUCUCUCUCCCAUUAGUCCCAUCCUUCAAGAAAACCAGCAGGUCACUUACACUCCUCUAUCAAUGAGGAGAUCAACUACAUAUUCUGUUUCUGGUACAGCAGCGUGUGAUGAGUUACUGAAGGAUAUAAAAGAAACCUGCACUGUUAUGCCGCUGUGUGAUUAUCUUGUGGAAAUGAACUUGGAAACUGCAUGUAAUACUUUUAACUCUGUGGAAUCACAAACUUCCAAUACAAAUUCAGUUUGCAUUCCAGAACAACUGAAAAGAUCUCAAAUUCCUUUGAAUCUUAGGAGGAUUUUAAGUCCUGAUUCUUUUGUAAACAAUAACUAUGAACUUACUGAAGAACCUCCUACAGUACCAAUUCUUUCACCUGAUCAGUUUUUAAAAGAGAAUCAAAUCGCUAUUCAGCCAACUUCACAAGUUCCUAAAUGUGUGCCCAUUUCUUCAAAUGCGGUAUCUUGCAACUCAAGAACAUUUUUUCCAAAAGAGAAAGAAAAGAUGCAAGUUGUAACUUUUUCUGUGGAACCCCAGUCUUCAAAGAAAGCCCAUAAUAAUAUACAUGACAGGAAAAUUUCAACGCCUUGCUAUGAGAAGUUUGAACUGAAUGUUAAUGGCUACAGGAAAACUGACAAAGAUCAAACUGGCUGCUUACAGAAAGAACAGCCUAAAAAAAGGCCUGUUCUUUCCAGCACCGUUACCAAAAGUAAGCCAGAUCCUCCUAAGGGAAAAGUAAUAGAGACGCUGAAACCAAAAUCUAGAAAGUGCCUUUCUAAUGUAAUACAGCAAUGUGUGGAUAUUGUAACUCAAAGUGCAACUGAAGAAAUGUUGCCAAGACUUCCCGUUAUAGAACCCCUUUCAGGUGAAGCUAAAUGUUGCAAAGUUAAAACAGCUUCUGCUUGUUUGGGAUCAGUGUCAUACAGUCGUAAAAGAAAAAGCGGAGAAUAUUUAGAAGAUACUAUUACUGGAAGUGAAGAAUAUGCAAAGAAGUUUGAAACAAAAAAAGUCUUGAUGUCUUUUGUAGAAAAUGAAAAUCAAAGUGCUUUCAAAACAUCAGUUCCCAAAUCUGUGAACAGAGGGAAGCAAAGUCAGAAAAAGAGACCUGCUACCUUAUCUCAAAAAUCAAAGACUGUUAGAAGAACUAAAAACAUAGUUCCUGUUGCACAAUCUCAUCUGACAUUUGUGAAACCUUUAAAAACAGAUAUUCCUAGACAUCCAAUGCCUUUCGUGGCCAAGAACAUGUUUUAUGAUGAGCGCUGGAAAGAGAAACAGCAACGAGGUUUUACUUGGUGGUUGAAUUUUGUACUUACUCCUGAUGACUUUACAGUGAAAAUGGACACUUCACAAGUCAAUGCAGCAUCUCUUAUCUUGGGGACAGAGUCUUUCCAUAAAUCCAGUGUUCCUAAAGCACCGACCAAAGAGGAAGCAUCCUUAAGAGCAUAUACGGCUCGGUGCAAGUUAAAUAAGCUUCGUCGCUCAGCUUGCCGUUUGUUUACCUCUGAUGAGAUGGUUAAAGCAAUAAAAAGGCUGGAGGUCGAGAUUGAAGCAAAACGCUUGCUAGUUCGAAAGGACAGGCAUCUGUGGAAGGAUAUUGGAGAGCGACAGAAAAUACUCAACUGGCUUUUAUCCUACAACCCACUGUGGCUGCGCAUAGGUCUGGAAACCGUUUAUGGUGAACUUAUUGCCUUGGAAAGUAACAGUGAUGUGAUGGGCUUGGCAAUGUUUGUACUCAAUCGCUUGCUGUGGAACCCAGAUAUAGCAGCUGAAUAUAGACACCCAACUGUGCCUCACCUUUAUCGAGAUGGUCAUGAAGAAGCAUUAUCCAAAUUUACGCUGAAAAAACUUCUCCUACUGGUUUGCUUUCUUGAUCGUGCCAAAUUGUCUAGAAUUAUUGAUCAUGAUCCUUGCCUCUUUUGCACAAAUGCAGAAUUCAAGUCUAGUAAACAGAUAUUAUUGGCAUUUUCCCGAGACUUUCUUAGUGGAGAAGGUGACCUGUCUCGCCACCUUGGCUUCUUAGGCUUUCCAGUUAAUCACAUACAGAUGCCUCUUGAUGAAUUUGACUUUGCCAUAACAAAUCUAGCCGUAGAUUUGCAAUGUGGCAUUCGCCUUGUGAGAGCAUUGGAACUUCUGUCAUCAAACUGGAGUCUUUCCAAAAAAUUAAGAGUUCCUGCAAUAAGUAGACUUCAGAAGAUGCAUAAUGUCAACAUUGUUCUUCAGGUACUGAAAGACCAUGGGAUUCAGUUGAAAGAUGAGUGUGGUGCAGCAAUUGACGCAAAGGAUAUUGUGGAUCGGCAUAGAGAGAAAACGUUUGCAUUGCUGUGGAAAAUAGUGUUUGCUUUUCAGGUGAAUGUUGCCCUAGAUGUGGAUCAGUUAAAAGAAGAAAUUGAGUUCUUAAACAACUUGCAUGCUGUAAAAGCAAAGACAGCUGCUUUGGAAUCGUACGUUGCUAGCAAACUGAGAAAAGACAGAAGUAGCUUUUAUUCACCUGAAAGCUACAGUGAAAAUGUAAAGCUGCUGAUGGAUUGGGUGAAUGCUGUCUGUAGAUCUUACAGUGUCAAGGUGGAAAAUUUCACAGUAUCCUUCUCAGAUGGAAGAGUAUUAUGUUAUUUGAUUCAUCAUUAUCAUCCAUGUUAUGUUCCUUUGGAAGCUAUAUGUCAACACACUACUCAAACAGUAGAAUGCACCAAAAGUGGUACGCUCGCACUGAAUUCAUCCUCUGAGUCUGAUGCUUCUCUAAAUCUGCUGAACGGAACUUUUGACCAAACUAUAACUACUUCAGUGCUUUAUAAAGAACUCCUUGACAAUGAGAAGAGAAACUUCCAGCUGAUUAAUGCUGCAGUUUCUGAUCUUGGUGGUGUUCCAGCAAUGAUUCACCAUUCAGACAUGUCUAAUACAAUACCUGAUGAGAAGGUAGUUAUCAUCUAUGUGUCGUUUCUGUGUUCACGACUUCUAGAUCUUUCUAAAGAGAUUCGAGCAGCUCGUCUGAUUCAAUCUGCUUGGAGGAAUUACAGAUUGAAAGCAAAGCUUGCUCAGACGAAGAAGCAAAGAUUUAAUGCAACAGUUGUAAUUCAGAAGCACUGGCGAAGAUAUUUGGCUCAGAUGGAACUUCAGAAAUUAAAAAAGGCAAACCAAGAAGAAGAUGGAGCAUCUCCUAUAGUCAUCCAGGCUGCAGUUGUGCUUCAGGCUUGGUACAGAAUGAAGAGAGAGAGGCAGCAUUUUCUAAGAAUGUGUGGAGCUGCUGCUGCCAUUCAGACAUACUACCGUGCAUACAGAGAACAAACCUCUCAGAGGAAGAGGUUCUUGCAAGUUAAAAAGGCGGCUGUGCAUUUACAAGCAACCUUCAGGGGUUAUAAACUACGCAAAAUGGUUAAACAUCAACAGAUAGCUGCUGUUAAGAUCCAGACUGCUUUUAGGGCUUAUACGGCUAGAAUGAAAUAUCAAAAGUUGAUCCAAGCUUCUCUUGUGAUUCAGAAAUGGUACAGAGCUUCCAAAGCCAGUUUCAAAAUCAGAACAAGUUUUUUGAAGACCAAAGCAGCUGUGACUUCCUUGCAGGCGGCUUUGCGUGGCUGGCAAGCCAGGAAAUGGAUUCGGAAACAGCAUGCUGCUGCAAUUACUAUACAGUCUGCCUUUAGGAGGUACAAAGCUCUUAAAGGAUUCAGGAUGGUGAGAAAUGCUGCUCUAACACUUCAGCAGCAUUAUAGAGCCAGAGUUUUAAGUAGAAAACAACGGCAGGAGUAUGUUGUGAUUUGCAGUAGAAUCAUUCAACUCCAGGCAGCUUGGAGAGGGAGUCUUGUAAGGAAGCAAAUCCAAAGACAACACGAGGCUGCUGUGGUCAUACAGUCCUAUUACAGGAUGCAUAUCAAUCAAACAAAGUUUAAAUGUUUCAGAGGAGCUGUUGUAACAGUUCAAAGAUGGUGUCGUGCUACUAUCCUAGCCAGGAGCAAAAGGCAGGAAUACCUUGCUUUAAAGAAAGCAGCUCUUAAAAUGCAGGCAAUUUACAGAGGUGUGAGAGCACAGCGAAAAAUUCAACGAAUGCACCGAGCAGCUGUUAGUAUCCAAGCUAUGUUUAAAAUGCAUCAGGAUAAUGUUAGAUAUUGGAGAAUGAAACAUUCAGCCACUAUAAUUCAGAGAAGAUACAGAGCUUUUAGCAAGGGGAAAAAGGAACAGGAAAAAUACCUUGAGCUAAGAAGUGCUUCUCUCAUCCUUCAGGCUGCUUAUAGAGGCAUGAAAGUUAGACAAGAGCUAAAAACUUUACGCCAGUCUGUAAUUUCCAUUCAAUCAUUUUAUCGAAUGUACAGGCAACGGAAAUCUUUCCAAAAAUUAAUUGCAGCAGCAAAGCUCAUUCAGCAGUGGUACCGUAGCUGCAAAAUUCGAAACGCUCAGGUGCACAAAUACGGGCAGAUAAAGAUUUCUGCCCUCCGAAUCCAGUCUGCAUUCCGAGGCAUGAAGGCAAGACUCCAUUUGAAAAGGAUGCAUGUGGCUGCCACCAUCAUUCAAAGGAGAUUUAGAACUUUUCUUCAGAGGCAACGUUUCAUUUCUCUUAAAACUGCUGCUGUAACCAUUCAGCAGAUGUACCGAGCAACAGUGCUCUCAAGACAGCAGCAUGAUAGGUAUUGGAGAAUGAAACUGUCAGCUACUAUAAUUCAGAGAAGAUACAGAGCUUUUAGCAAGGGGAAAAAAGAACGGGAAAAAUACCUUGAGCUAAGAAAUGCUUCUCUCAUCCUUCAGGCCGCUUAUAGAGGCAUCAAAGUUAGACAAGAGCUAAAAACUUUACGCCAGUCUGUAAUUUCCAUUCAAUCAUUUUAUCGAAUGUACAGGCAACGGAAAUCUUUCCAAAAGUUAAUUGCAGCGGCAAAGCUCAUUCAGCAGUGGUACCGUGGCUGCAAAAUUCGAAACGCUCUGGUGCACAAAUACAGGCAGAUGAAGAUUUCUGCCCUCCGAAUCCAGUCUGCAUUCCGAGGCAUGAAGGCAAGACUCCAUUUGAAAAGCCUACAUGCGGCUGCCACCAUCAUUCAAAGGAGAUUUAGAACUUUUCUUCAGAGGCAACGUUUCAUUUCUCUUAAAACUGCUGCUGUAACCAUUCAGCAGAUGUACCGAGCAACAGUGCUCUCAAGACAGCAGCAUGAUAGGUAUUGGAGAAUGAAACAUUCAGCUACUAUAAUUCAAAGAAGAUACAGAGCUUUUAGCAAGGGGAAAAAAGAACGGGAAAAAUACCUUGAGCUAAGAAAUGCUUCUCUCAUCCUUCAGGCCGCUUAUAGAGGCAUCAAAGUUAGACAAGAGCUAAAAACUUUACGCCAGUCUGUAAUUUCCAUUCAAUCAUUUUAUCGAAUGUACAGGCAACGGAAAUCUUUCCAAAAGUUAAUUGCAGCGGCAAAGCUCAUUCAGCAGUGGUACCGUGGCUGCAAAAUUCGAAAUGCUCUGGUGCACAAAUACAGGCAGAUGAAGAUUUCUGCCCUCCGAAUCCAGUCUGCAUUCCGAGGCAUGAAGGCAAGACUCCAUUUGAAAAGCCUACAUGCGGCUGCCACCAUCAUUCAAAGGAGAUUUAGAACUUUUCUUCAGAGGCAACGUUUCAUUUCUCUUAAAACUGCUGCUGUAACCAUUCAGCAGAUGUACCGAGCAACAGUGCUCUCAAGACAGCAGCGUGAAGAGUAUCUCUGUCUCCGUAAAGCUGCUGUCAUGGUGCAGUCUAGCUUCAGAGGUCAGCUAGUCAGAAAAUUUGUGAAACGAAUGCAUCUGGCUUCUACAAUUAUCCAAGCUGCCUUUAGAAUGCAUAUAGCUUAUACUCAUUACCGAGCUGUGAAGUUUGCUUCUGUUACGAUACAGCAGCAUUAUAGAGCAUACAGAGAGGCUAAACGUGUGAGAGAACUGUACUUAAAACAGCGCCAUUCUGCUUUAGUUCUUCAGGCUGCCUACAGAGGUAUGAAAAUACGACAUACCUUGAGAAAGCAACAUAAUGCUGCAACUAUCAUACAAAGUAGCUAUCGAAAGCACAGGCAACAGUGUUCCGUCCAAAAAAUACAACGGGCAGCCACAGUUAUCCAGAGAAGACUCAGAGCCAAUAAGUUGAGCAGAAUUGCAGUCCAGCAGUAUUCAUCUGUUAAGAGAGCCACAAUUUGCAUUCAGAAGGCUUUUCGCAGGAUGAGGGCAAGGCGAUGUUUAAAAAGGCACCAAGCUGCUAUUGUGCUGCAGCGGAACUUUAAAAUGCAGAGAGAACGCAGAAGUUACCUUGCUUUCAAAGCAGCUACUAUAGUUCUUCAGAGACGGUACAGAGCAUUGAUUCGGGGAAGAACACAGCGUCAGGAAUACAUUUCUGUUCGUGGAGCAGUUGUUUGUGUCCAGUCUUCCUAUAGAGGUUUUAAAAUAAGGAAAGACAUUGAGUGCAUGCAUUUAGCAGCAAGGGUAAUUCAAGCAUCAUUUAGAAUGCAUAAGGCUAGGCUCUCUUACCAGAGGCUGAGGGACGCUGCUGUUACCAUACAGAAUUACUACCGAUCUCACCUAAAAAGGAAACAUCAGCGAAAUGCGUAUCUCACAUUUCGGAAAUCUGCUGUACUGGUUCAGGCCACUUAUAGAGGUAUGAAAACACGUCAAAAACUGAAAGCCAUGCAUGUCUCAGCCACUGUCAUCCAGUCUCUUUAUCGCAUGCAUGUACAGCGCAAACAGUACAAAUUGAUAUGCUGGGCUGUGCUAAUUAUUCAAUCUGCUUAUCGUGGAGCAAUAGCACGCAAAAAGGGAAUGGAAGCUUAUGGAGCAAGUAAAAUUCAGUCCUUUUUUAUGGCAGAGGAUCACACAAAAUGUAUUCAGUUCAGAACUGCAGCUCUGGUGUUACAGAGUCAAUGCCAUGUAAAUGAAGCCAGAGAACAGUACCAGAAAUACUGGGAAGCUGCACUUUUAAUACAACAGCGCUAUCGCUCUUACGUGACUGUAAAACAUCAGAGACUAGCUUAUUUACAAAGUCUGAAGAGUAUCAUCAUUAUGCAAGCUACAGUCAGAGGCUUCAUUGAACGUCGAAGGUUUUGCAAAAUGAAAAGAAGUGUAAUAAAAAUCCAGGCUCUUUUUAGGGGCUAUAAAGUAAGGCAGUUGACAGCACAGAGGCCAAGCGUUUUUCCACAAGCGUGGUUCAUCAGAUGCAGAACAAUGGAAGAAUUCAGAGCCAUUGAGAAAUCUACCUGCGUAAUUCAGAGUUACCAAAGAGCUAAGCAACAGAGGAUAUGGUUUUUGAAGAUGAAAGCUUCUGUGAUUCUAAUUCAAAGGAAAUGGAGAGCAACUAUGGCAGCAAAAGUAACUCUGCAAAAAUUCCUGGCAAUCAAAACAGCUGUGGUAGUAAUUCAAUCUGCUUAUAGAAGAUACGAUGCUAGAAAACAGUUUAAAAGGGUUUUGGAAGAGAGACGGCAGAAUCUUCUGCUUCAUUUUACAGCUGCUGCAUAUCAUCAUCUUGCUGCUACUAGAAUUCAGAGGGCUUACAGAAUUCAUCUUCACUUGAAACAUGAACACUUGCAGCUGUCUUCAGUUCUGUACAUUCAGCGAUGGUAUCGAGCAAAACUGCAGAGGAGGAGAUACCUACAAUAUCGUGAGAAAAUUAUUAUAUUGCAGAGAAGGGUGAGGAGAUGGAUUAGUUGCAGAAACGUAGCUGCAGGUGGAGUUCAGGAAAAACUGAGCCAAAAAAUCCUUAGCAAUGGAAUAACUAAAUUUCAGGCAUUGUGGAGAGGAUAUUCAUGGAGGAAGAAAACUGAUACUCCAAAAACUAGAGCUCUGCGAGAUAGCUUGUUGAUUGCCAAUAAAGAAAGCAAUGAAGAGAAGAAGCUGUGUAACAGAACUGCGCUUGCCAUUGAUCGCCUUCUCAAAUACAAACACUUUUCUUACAUUUUGGCAGCCUUAAAAGAUCUGGAGGUUGUAACUAGACUAUCUCCUGUUUGUUGUGAAAGUAUGGCCCAGACUGAAGCAGUAUACGUUAUUUUUACUUUGAUACGGAGUUGCAACCGUAGUGUCCCUAGCAAGGAUGUUAUCAGAUACUCAGUUCAAAUUCUGCUUAAUUUGUCAAAGUAUGAAAGGACUGCUCAAGCUGUUUAUACAGUGAAGAAUUCUGUAGAGACUUUAUUGGAUCUACUUCAGAUGUACAGAGAGAGAGCUGGUGACAAAAUUUCAGAGAAAGGCGGAAGCAUUUUUACCAAGACAUGCUGCCUAUUCGCUCUUCUUUUGAAGGAUUCAAGAAGAGCUUAUGAGAUCCAAAGCAGACCUCGAGUAGUUUCUUGUCUUCAGAGCCUAUUUAAACUAACAGCCCGUAAACAUAAAAUGGAUGCCCAAAGAAUACUUGCAAAACAGAAAUUAGGUGCAUACAAAAAUGGGUAUUGCUCUGACCCAGUAACUCCAGGAAAAGCAGGAUUAAUUUCAAGACAGAGACCAGAUUGGGUUUUAAGGAAAGAUAAUAUACCCGAGAUUGUUGAUCCACUGCAGGCCAUUGAAAUGGUAAUGGAUACACUUGGAAUUUCUUUUUUGUAAAUGCCAUUUUAUACAAUAAA
Messenger RNA from Elgaria multicarinata webbii, 8921 nucleotides. RefSeq names its product abnormal spindle-like microcephaly-associated protein homolog. Gene Ontology annotation, molecular function: calmodulin binding. Bases 1 to 8901 code for a protein of 2966 amino acids. Gene Ontology annotation, biological process: establishment of meiotic spindle localization; spindle organization; mitotic cell cycle. The transcript has 26 exons. Lineage: Eukaryota; Metazoa; Chordata; Lepidosauria; Squamata; Anguidae. The record is from RefSeq and is a predicted model, not a curated record. Gene Ontology annotation, cellular component: spindle pole.